Molecule: messenger RNA, 3453 nt
Organism: Penicillium maclennaniae
Lineage: Eukaryota; Fungi; Ascomycota; Eurotiomycetes; Eurotiales; Aspergillaceae
Exons: 2
Coding region: 1-3453 (1150 amino acids)
Biological process (GO): chromatin remodeling
Cellular component (GO): cytoplasm
Source: RefSeq, a predicted model, not a curated record
AUGGACAACCAGCAGCAGGAAUCCUUCAAGCAGCUGCGCGCACCGUGUGUAGAGCUCAGCUCAAUAGGUCUACGAUUUCGCGGCAACCAAGCUUCCUCGGCCGAAGUUAUUCGAGCUCUUGAACCCGUCCAUGAUGUCCUAGAGCUUUUGGCGGGGAAAAAGCUCCUCGAUGAGAAGCUCGCCGAAUAUGCCUUCUUUCCUCUUUCGCACAUUUUCAACGAAACUCAGAGGUUACCGGCGCGUUGCUUAGAGCUGGCGGUGCACUCACUACGGAUACUGGUCGCAGAAGGAUGGCGACAGCGAUUGUCGCCCGCGUUGGGCAAACAAUUGAUCAUACUCCUGACAUUGAUCGUCGGAGGGUCACCAGGCAAGGCCGAAGAGAAAGACUUGCCUGCUCCGAAGGUGUCGGAGGAGCUUGCCAUUGCCGGUUUUGAUUGUCUUCGUGCAAUCUUUGACGUUUUACAAGGCCCCGUAGCAGAGAAGACCAUCUUCCACGAGAUCGGCACAGCUACUGUCGUUGACCGGACUGUCUAUAUUAUGCUGGAGGGCAUCGUUGACGAGCGUUCUGAUGAGCUUUGCUUAGUCGCUGCGAAGGCCAUGCAAGCUCUGUAUGUUCGGGUCACUGAUCGUGUUGUCCUAGCAAGCAUCAUGCCUCGCACUGUGUCUGCAUUGACUAAAGUAGUGAGGCCUACGACACGAAGUCGUCGGUCGUACAAGCUAUUACAAACAUCCUUACAGCUAUUGACUUACCUGCUACGCGCUGUCAUUAGCGAUCGUGUCGCCAGCCAACCCACUGAGAAGCCCGCUCUGAUCGAGGGCAAAACGGAUAGUUUAGCGCUUGACGCCCCUUGGUUGAAAGCAACUUGUACGCAAGUCAAGUUGGCAUUGGCAAAUGUCAUUCAAAUUCGGCGCCACCAGCGGAUAGAGGUCCAAUCAGCUCUCCUCGAGCUUUGUGUGAUGGUGGUCGAGGAAUGUCCUACUACCCUCAAUGACGCUCUCUCCAUGAUGGUGGAGACUAUUGUUGUUUUGUCUGACAAGGAAGAAGAAGCCUCAAAUAUGGCGUAUAACACGAUUCUCCAUCUUGCCACUACCUAUCCAGUCGUGUUGGAGUCACUCAAGGAGUCUGUUCACACGUGGCUAUCAUCCUUCCCUCGGAUUAUGCAAAGCAACGAUGAGACUGCUAAGCAGUGGGCCAUCCGGCAGAUAUCCACUGUCUUUCAAGUCCUCACUCAAGUUCAUUCCCAAUCCGAUCUCCUUACGGGAAGCCUCGCAUCUGGACUCUGCGAUAGUGUCGGCGCGGUUGUCAUGUCUAGCACCAGUGCUUUGCAGCCACUGGACCUUACAGCGCCAGGUAAUUUAAGCUGGGAUGUGCUUCGCUACGCUUCUGACUCGAUAACAUUCCCACCUAUCUUACUGGAGCAUCGAAGCCAACAGCAAACUUUGAAAGAUCUCCAAUCAAUGAUCAGAAGGUUGAACUUUUCUGAAUCGGGUAACGAGAUCACGCGGUUGGUUGUCAACCGUCUCCAUGCCACUUCGGACGGCUCUCUUGUUGCGCCCUUCUGGUUAGCAUUGUCCUCCCUUCGCGCCCAAUCUCAAGUCGGUGCUGGCUUUGAUGAGUUCAUCGCGGAUGACUUUGUGGAACAGCCACUUUCGAGAUCCAAACGCAGCGGUAUGAUCGAAGAAUUGUACUAUGUGUCAUUGAAGAUCUUGAAUGACCUUUCCACUGACGGCUCCGGUGACUGGCGGACGUCAGCACUUGCAUUGGAGGCGGUGGCACUUCAAGCCCAGCAGCUUGGAGAAGCUUUCAGGCCUGAGCUCAUGGAUGCCCUGUACCCGGUGCUGCAACUGCUUGCCUCAAACAAUUCCAGUCUCCAACGACAUGCUAUGACAUGUUUGAACAUUCUCACCUCAUCUUGCAAUUACUUAGACACCAGCUCCAUGGUUAUCGAUAACGUGGAUUACUUGGUGAACUCGGUGGCACUCAAGCUGAAUACUUUCGAUGUUUCACCGUAUCCUCCACAAGUUCUGUUCAUGAUGGUCAAGCUGUGUGGUGCCCGGCUGGUUCCGUACCUUGAUGAUCUCGUUGACUCCAUAUUUGGCAUCUUGGACUUGUAUCAUGGGUACCCAAAGCUCGUCGAAAUUAUGUUCAAAACCCUUGCAGCUAUUGUUGAGGAGGGAGCUAAGAAGCCGGCGUUUUUGACAAUCGAUAUCGGUCGAGAGAGCGGCAUACGCGAGAGCCAAAAAUCUCAUUAUCAGCAUCUUUCAGUUGCGACCAUCGCUACAGAUAUUGCAGACCGCAAGUCAAAGCAUGAUAGAACGAUCGAAGAAGAUAUGGAAUUCGAUAGAACUAUUGCUCACCCUAAGAAACCUUGGUCUGAGACCUACGACAAGCCGCCGAAAGAACCGGAGACUAUCGAGGAGAUGCUCAAUAUGGCCGAAUCCGACGAGCCACUCCCUCCACCGAAAGAGCCAGAGGAUAGUGAAAAACCUCUGAGCAAGACUCACUCCCUACUUGUGCACAUUGUCAAAUCUAUCCCUUCUCAUCUGACUUCUCCAUCCCCAUACCUCCGGCGCUCCUUACUCUCGAUUCUUGAUGAGGUGUUACCAGCACUCUCUCAGAACGAGAACAGCUUCCUCCCAUUGAUAAAUGAUUUGUGGCCUACGGUGGCCUCGAGAAUCAUAUUCCCCUCAUCAUCUGGAAAUGAAACAUCCUCAUCCAGAUCUUUGAUUGCCCGGUCCUCCAUCGAGCUAGAGAGUGGCUCCAAGCAACCUGAUGUAAACCCUUUCCAAGAGGAAACCUUCGUGAUGAUCGCCGCUUGCAAGGCAAUUGAAGCUAUGUGCAAGGGUGCUGGUGACUUCAUGGCCUCGCGCAUCGAGACCGAAUUCCCCCGCUGGGAGCGUCUCUACCAACGGGUCUGGAGUAAGGUGAAGCAAGAUACAGAAGCAGCCAACGCGCGACGCAAUCGGCAGCAUCAACAGAAGAAGGCAUCUUCUGACCUGGACACCGAUUUGAGCGUCACAGUAUCGUCCUCCCUCACCCUUUCCCCAGCCACUCCAGGAUCCAGGGCUUUCACUCCGCACCACACUCUGUGGCGCGCUCUCAUCUCUCUCUUCCUGACUGUGCUUUCGACCGUUCGGCUACCCCUGGAGGUAGGCGAUGAAAUCUGUGAGAUGCUGAGCUCAUGGAUAGCUCUCCUUGUCGGGCCGGAUUAUUAUUUCCACGCUUCUAGGAGCAGUUUUGAUCCUUCGACCCUGGACGAAGCCCAAAGAAAUGUUCUUGAACCGGCCGAAGAUGCCAUCAGGGCCAUGGAGGCGUGGAAUGAAGAUCUAACAUGGUUCAUUUUCGCACGCGAGACGAUGAAAGCCCUAGAACAGACACAGAGAUCUGUUUCUGGGUCCUUGACUACGGAAGUGUUUGGAGAGUCAUUCCACUUCGCCAAUGUCGCAUUCUAG